Molecule: messenger RNA, 2847 nt
Organism: Centropristis striata (black sea bass)
Lineage: Eukaryota; Metazoa; Chordata; Actinopteri; Perciformes; Serranidae
Product: ERBB receptor feedback inhibitor 1-like
Exons: 4
Coding region: 275-1363 (362 amino acids)
Biological process (GO): negative regulation of epidermal growth factor receptor signaling pathway; regulation of keratinocyte differentiation
Cellular component (GO): extrinsic component of cytoplasmic side of plasma membrane
Source: RefSeq, a predicted model, not a curated record
GACAAAACGAGUUUCACCUCCCGGUAUUGUUGACAGAGGAGGGAUGUUGCACAUGGUUCAGUCUGGACUGGGAUACCGGCUCGAACUGUACAGGCAGACUUUCUCACAUUAACCAGGCACAGCUCGACUCGACUGGGCUUUACGUGUUGGACAAGUAGGCUCGCCUGCGGUUUCAUGCUUUCUGCUGGCUACAAUGAAGCUGUGAUGGAGCAGAAAUGUGUUCAGAUACCAAGGAGACCUUUGUGCUUUUUAAGAAAACAAUUUCUGCAACAACAUGGCCGGGAAUCAGAAUAACUACUGGGGCCAGCAUGGCCUGAACAGAGAGUGCUUUGGCCUGAGUGCUGACAUGGAACAUAACCUGACGGAGCUUCAACAACAACAGGACAAGGAAUUUAACUGCAACCUCUCCAUCUCUCAGUCUCCUUUCUACUCUGAUUCGUACCGCCUACACCCUGAUAACGUGCUGCGGCCCCAUGAGGGAGACCAGGUGGUCCCUUCUUCCCAGAGACGGACAAUAUUUGGGGGCUACCAAAAAGAAGCCAAACCUCUGCCACCGCCGCCUGACCCUGAGGAGCUCAUGUCUGAUGAGGCGGCAGACAGCGAGGUGGAGUUUUUUACCAGUGACCGACGGCGCCUUUUGCCCAAAAGCUGCCCAAAGGCCAUGUGCAGGGGCACGAACAGAGAAUACGGUCAAGUGAAUCAAGCCUACCAGGCUGCUGGGACUGACUCCAUAGCCUUCUCUUGGCCAGGCAGACCAUCAGGUAGAGGAAGUGGGUUUUGGGCACUCGCUCUCCAGAGAGAAGACCACCAGCAUGUGGGGCCCACAGUCGGGGAUACGUUAGGUAGCAAACACCCCAACCAUCCAGACCAAUCAUCCAGAUUCCGAUUUUCCUGUUCAGGCCCUCCUUCCGAGCCUUUCCACAGCAGUACCACAACCUGCCCCACUGGCAGGCCACUGAUCCCUCCUCGUAUCCCCAUCCCGCCAAAACCUCCCGCUCUUUUUAGGACUGUGAGCGCCAACGAUGAAGACAAGCCUCCCAAAAUUCCUCCCCGGGUCCCCUUAGUCCCUCCCUGCCCACCACGUACCCCGAGCCCCAAAAGCCUUCCAAUUUACAUCAACGGCGUGAUGCCAGCCACACAGAGUUUUGCUGCUAACCCAAACUAUGUGAGUAAGGCAUUACAGAGACAGCAGAGUGAAAGGGCACCCCCUGCUGCUCAGUUUUCUCCCUGCAUUGUUCCCAUUUUGAAGGAUGGCAGACAGGCCAGCGCAACACACUACAUCCUGCUGCCGCCCGGCCGCCCGCCAUAUUCAGACAGACGAGAAAGACUCCGGAGUGAACCGACCAGGACGGGAAACCGAUAGAAACCCUCGCUUACGUCACUGUCUGUAACUUGAUGAAACUGUGACUGACAUCCUUAAUAACCAUGUGAUACACUAGUGUGUGAAAACAUCAUCAUUCACAUGUCUAAUGUCAUGUUGGAGUUCAUUUCAAUGAUGUACAGUCAUGGAAAAAAUGAUUAGAUCAUUGUUUUCUUCAAUUUCUCAUGCAUUUUAAUGCCUGGUACAACUACAGGUACAUUUGUUUGGACAAAUAUAAUGAUGACAACAAAAAUAGCUCAUAAGAGUUUAAUUUAAGAGCUGAUAUCUAGACAUUUUCCAUGGUUUUCUUGAUAAUAACAAAAAUCAUUAUCAAAAAAACAAAGCUAGAUAUCAGAUCUUAAAUGAAACUUGUUUAAGGUAAACAAAUGUACCUUUAGUUGUACCAGGCAUUAAAAUGGACAAUACAUUGAAGAAAAAGGGUGGUCUAAUAUUUUUUUCCAUGACUGUAUUUCAAGAUCCCUUGUGUCACACAACACUGUGAGGUUACUGUGUCUGUUUUUUGCCGAACAUUUUACCGGUCAGUAUUUUAGCAACGUGGAAAACAAAAUAACAUUCCAGUAUUUUCUCUAAGAGUGUAGAGAGAUAUUUAUAUAACCAUUGUCAAUGUUGGUUUACUCAGUUACUGCAGUUUUCUCACAGGGGAAAUGUCUUAUCACUCAUUAAUUGUUAAGUCUGACAGCCAUAUGCUCAUAUCACUAAUAAUACAGUUCUUACAAGAGAGCUAAUAAUUACUGUACGUACGAGCUGGGCUUGUACCAAACUGUUCAUCCCAUGUUUGUUUUUUAAUGACAUUGCUGCUUGAAAUCUUAAGUAUGUAGUAUUGAUAGAUUUAAUGUUUUGCUGAAUCAUUGUCACAUUAAGAUUUAACAAUGUGGUUUGUAUUAGAACGACCAAAACAUGCUUUGAACUUCAGUGAAACCAAAAGCUACACCUGAUAAAACUCUAACUAUUUCGGUGUUCUUGCCUUUUGCAGGCUCUUAAUUUCUCUGCUGAUGUUUUUAUUUUAAAGUUACAUGCCAAGCUACACCCUACCUGCAAAAUAUUCAACAUUGUCAUUUAACUUUGACUCUUGCAUUAUAUUUCAUGCUUGUGUGCAAAACGUUGAAUUUAUUUAAAGGAAAGUUGUGUGAGUGAGACAAACAAAAGUGCAGCUGCACCACCAGAAGACAUGACUGAAACCUGCGGCCACCCUUAAGUUGACUGACAGGUCUUUUAUUACAAAUGAAGUACACAAGUCAAAAAGUCAUUUUUUUUCUGUUUUCAGAUGCUGUUUGUUCGUUUUUUCCCAGAUCAUAAAAUUAAUUUUCAGUUCUAAUCAGCUGACAGAAGUUUUUUAAUCACUAUGAUGAAUUGUUUUCAUAAUGAAAUUGAUCUCAAACAAUGUAUGAUCAACAAAGUACAGAUUGGGCUUUUAAUGAUUCUUUAUUUAUGUGUGUGGGCAUGGAAAUCAUGUUACGUUUACACUG